Callithrix jacchus (white-tufted-ear marmoset) is the source of this 1360-nucleotide messenger RNA. It is a transcript of the gene TSR2, whose product is annotated as TSR2 ribosome maturation factor. The record is from RefSeq and is a predicted model, not a curated record. Lineage: Eukaryota; Metazoa; Chordata; Mammalia; Primates; Cebidae.
CUUGCGUCUCAUUCUGCCUGGGCAGAGCUACCGAGGUAUUAGGCCGCCGGGACGUCACGUGGACUGGGGCCGGAUAAUGGCGGGCGCUGCAGAAGAUGCGCGAUCGCUUUUUCGGGCUGGGGUCCGCGCGGCCCUGGAGGCCUGGCCGGCCUUGCAGAUCGCUGUGGAGAAUGGCUUCGGGGGUGUGCACAGCCAGGAGAAGGCCGAGUGGCUGGGGGGUGCAGUGGAGGAUUACUUCAUGCGCAAUGCCGACUUGGAGCUACAGGAGGUAGAAGACUUCCUUGGGGAGCUGAUGACCAAUGAGUUUGAUACAGUUGUGGAAGAUGGGAGUCUACCCCAGGUGAGCCAGCAACUGCAGACCAUGUUCCACGACUUCCAGAAGGGCGAUGGGGCUGCUCUGCGAGAGAUGACCUCCCGCAUCACUCAAAGAAAAUGCAAGGUCACAGCCACCGCACUUAAGGCAGCUAGAGAGACUGACGAGGAUGAAGAUGACGCGGACAGUGUGGAAGAGAUGGAGGUCACAGCUACGAGUGAUGGGGCUGCUACCGAUGGGGUCUGCCCCCAGCCUGAACCCUCCGAUCCAGAGGCUCAGACUAUUAAGGAAGAGGAUAUAGUGGAAGAUGGCUGGACCAUUGUCAGGAGAAAAAAAUGAGCGGGGUUGGCUGGAAAUGGCUUUGGGCCCUUGUUUGCUAGCCCUGAGUCGACGACUGCAGACCUAUGGACUGGUUACCCCAUUCCCACCCUCUCCACUAUUCCCCUGUCUAGCUCACUCCAAGGGAAGGAAAACCUAGGGUCCUCAGUCUUGGUGGUGGGGGGACCUGGUCCAGCACAUUCCCUUGGGCCUUUAGUUAGCAUCCAAGUGACGAGGCUGGGUUCCCCAGUACUGUGUCUUUCUAGAAGAAGGGGAUGAGUGAGUGUGGGUGUAGCUGGGGGAGGAGCUAGAUGCUGGUGGACAGUGGGCAGCAGGUGGAUUUGGGGAGGAGAGGACCAGCAGCAGCAGCACUCAGUGAUACAGGGCUGGCUGGGUCAGGAAUGGUGAGAUGAACAUGCAGGUGGAAGAGAGAAUAGUUGAAGAUGUGACUGAAAAUAGCUCUGGAGCCUCUCCCUUACCCCACCCCACGCACUCGCAACAGCUCUGUACCCCCAUCCAGAACUUGCAACCUCCCAGGAAUGCUCCCUUCCUGUAGCCCAGCCUCCAGCCCUGGGUUCCCUCAGGAAUUCAAAGACUUUGGCUAGGUGGUAAGCUUGGAAGAGCUGGGCUUUGUUUUCUGUCUUCUCUAACCUCUUUCCUCCUUAUCCCAUCCCAUUUGAGUUCAGGGGUGAGGGUUAAGAUCUUAAUAAAUAACACCUUACUGUUUAA